This is a messenger RNA of Neocloeon triangulifer, 1620 nucleotides long. RefSeq names its product mitochondrial enolase superfamily member 1-like. Lineage: Eukaryota; Metazoa; Arthropoda; Insecta; Ephemeroptera; Baetidae. Bases 200 to 1534 code for a protein of 444 amino acids. The transcript is spliced from 11 exons. Gene Ontology annotation, biological process: amino acid catabolic process; carbohydrate catabolic process. Gene Ontology annotation, molecular function: magnesium ion binding; L-fuconate dehydratase activity. The record is from RefSeq and is a predicted model, not a curated record.
CCUAAGCUCUUUAUCACAAAGAAAAAGUGGGAGGUGGGAGCACAUUCGGCAAAAGAAGGAGGUAAAAACGUAAAAGUAAACAACGAAGUUUAAAAGGGAGGAACGGGAAAGGAAAGUUUAAUAAGAGGUCAAAGCCAUUUGACAGACCUCGCAAGACAACUUCAGUUGUGCGAGCACAAUUCAAGAUUGCUCAAUCAAAAUGUGCACAAAAAUCACUUCCGUCACAUGCAAAGACAUCCGCUUCCCAACAUCUUUGAAUGCUCAUGGUUCAGAUGCUAUGCACACAGACCCUGAUUACUCAUGUGCCUACGUAGUUAUCGAAACUGGAAGUGGCCACCAUGGCUAUGGACUGACUUUUACUAUAGGCAGAGGGACUGAAAUUGUUGUUCAGGCCGUCAAAUCAUUGUCGUACCUUGUCUUGGGCAAAACUACAAGUGAAAUUUAUGGCAAGUUUGGAAAUUUCUGGAGAACGCUGACAAGCGAAUCUCAGCUUCGAUGGCUGGGCCCUGAGAAAGGUGUGGUGCACUUGGCAGUAGCGGCAAUUGUGAACGCCCUUUGGGACCUUUGGGCUCGGAUUGAAAACAAGCCGGUGUGGAAACUGCUUGUGGAUUUGACUCCGGAACAACUCCUGUCGACAAUUGAUUUCAGAUACAUCACUGAUGUUAUAUCUCAAGAAGAGGCCCUUCAAAUUUUGUACAGUAUGAGGGACACAACAGCAAAACGAGAAGAGGAGAUGAAAACUCAUGGAUAUCCUGCAUACACCACUCAAGCUGGCUGGCUUGGUUAUUCAUCCGAGAUAGUGACAAAGCAGUGCCUUGAUCUGAUGCAAAAGGGAUUCACCGCUUUCAAAAUUAAAGUUGGACAGGACCUCCAGAGUGACAUUGAAAGGUGCAGAAUUGUUCGCGAAGUAAUUGGCGACGAUAACAUUUUGAUGGUUGAUGCAAAUCAGCGCUGGGAGGUUCAAGAGGCGAUCGAAUGGACGAAAAAUCUUGCCCAGUUCAAACCCUUGUGGAUAGAGGAGCCGACAUCCCCAGACGACAUCCUGGGCCACGCAACUAUUGCUAAAGCUCUGAAGUCGGUUAAUAUCGGCGUUGCGACAGGAGAAAUGUGCUGCAACCGAGUCAUGUUCAAACAAUUUUUGCAAGCAAAUGCAUUGCAGUUUUGCCAAAUUGAUUCCUGCCGCGUCGGAGGAAUAAAUGAGAUACUGGCCAUCCUUCUCAUGGCUCGGAAGUUUAAUAUAAAAGUUUGUCCCCACGCUGGAGGUGUAGGCCUGUGCGAAAUGGUGCAACACUUGCAAAUUUUUGAUUACAUUGCAAUCACCGGCAGCAAAGACGGGCGCUUCAUUGAGCAUGUAGCUGAGCAGCAUGAGCACUUUGAGGACCCGUGCAUUUUGAAUGAUAAGGCUUGCUACAUUGCUCCGUCGGCCCCUGGGUACAGCACAAAGUUCAACGAAGAUGUUUUGGAAAACUACGAGUUCCCAAGUGGAAAAGUUUGGGUAAAGCUCUUUUCGGAGGGUGUUUUUAAAAUUGAUUGAAAAUAAAGAAACAAAUUUUUACUGAUAUAAUAAUAAACUUUUGUAUUAACUUAAAUAGCAAAGAGUCUCAAAUCACAAUAAAACAA